This is a messenger RNA of Plenodomus lingam JN3, 1425 nucleotides long. RefSeq lists its product as uncharacterized. The record is from RefSeq and is a predicted model, not a curated record. Gene Ontology annotation, biological process: regulation of transcription by RNA polymerase II. Gene Ontology annotation, molecular function: chromatin insulator sequence binding. Gene Ontology annotation, cellular component: chromosome. Lineage: Eukaryota; Fungi; Ascomycota; Dothideomycetes; Pleosporales; Leptosphaeriaceae.
AUGGUUGGGCAAGUCAGCAACCGAUUCGCGCUCUUCGUCCAGAAUGACGAUAAAAGACCAGUGAAGAAGUUCCCCAUCGAUGCAUCUCGCAAUCAUUUCUUGAAUCAGGUCGCUGAUGAUUCGGUUCCCUGGGAGGAAGUCAAGAAACGCGCUGCGCCUGUAGAACGCCACGCUCCGCAACCUGGACCGAAGACAGUGAUGAUCAAGGACCAGAAUAGGGCGAUACUGAACCGGGCUUUGAUUCCCCAAACUCGGGAUCGCACCGUAUCAUUUUCAACAGCUGACGGCAGCGACAAGCUUCACGAUCUGCACGAGAAUUGGUGCGGUGUAUGCUCGAUCAAGUUUCCCACCAAAUCAGCACUUAUCACCCAUACCAAGCAGUUACCGCAUCACCAGCACUACUGUAAUCUCUGCAGGCGAGUCUUCAAAGACCGCAACGGUCUCAAAAACCACGUUGACAACUCUUGGGGUCAUGAGAUCUCCUGCAAUCUGUGCUUGAGCGCCUUCAAGAAUAGCUGGGGGCUUAAGAACCAUUUUGAGAACAACUACAAUGUCGGCCACGAGUUUGCGUGUCUGACUUGUCUUCUUGGAUUUCGAAGCAACGUUGAGCUUGAGCGGCAUCUCCAGUCUUCGAUGAAGCACACGUGGUGCCAGACAUGCUCGCGCCGCUUUCGCACCCAAGACGAGCGCGACGAGCAUUGGCAGACGACAAAUAGACACAAACACUGCCUGGAACCCGGCUGCGACUUUGACUGUCCCAACGAGGCAGGACUCGCCCAACAUCACAUGACCGACCACUUUCAGUGCGUUGGAUGCAAGCAAAUCUUACCCAGCAUGACCAAACUCAAUCUGCACUAUGAGUCUUGCUCAAACGCACUCUCAUGUCCACAAUGCGGAACCAUGUGCGCAGGAAAACUUCGCCUCGCCCACCAUCUCACACAGUGCUUUGUAUGCAAAGAAUGCGGAUUCCACACCUUCCACGAGGGAAACUACAAAAUCCACAUGACCAAACACUCUUCCAACAACAUCCCCUGCUGGGGCUGCAACGCCCCCAUGCGCACCUACUCGAGCCUCAUCAACCACCUCGAAUCCAGCCGCUGCCCCCAGCUCAACCAACCCACCCGUCUCCUGCAAGUCCUCGGAAAAUGGUGGUACUCGCCCCUCUACAUGGACGUCGAUUUGCACGUGCAACUACGCACCGGCCGCGUCAAUCUCGACGAGAUGCACGAGUGGAUGAAGAAUGGCGCGCUGCACCCUUUUAUCUGCAGGGCGGAUGGGUGCAUGAAGAGCUUUGCGCAUUUGAGUUCGCUGGUGCUGCAUUGUGAGAGUCAGGCGUGUGGGUGGGAUAUCGCGAGGUUGAAUGUUUUGGGGCUGGAGGCGGAGGUCAAGAUGGCGUGUUUCAGGGGGGAUAGCGUGGCGGGUUGA